This is a messenger RNA of Brassica napus (rape), 3152 nucleotides long. Its product is annotated as probable lipid phosphate phosphatase 4. Gene Ontology annotation, molecular function: phosphatidate phosphatase activity. The transcript has 7 exons. The record is from RefSeq and is a predicted model, not a curated record. Gene Ontology annotation, biological process: phospholipid metabolic process. The coding region runs from base 725 to 1642 and encodes 305 amino acids. NCBI's taxonomy places the organism in Eukaryota, Viridiplantae, Streptophyta, Magnoliopsida, Brassicales, Brassicaceae.
AAAUAGAAACGUUCAAGCAAUCAAGCUUGACGAUGUUACUAUACACUGAAAGAACGCAUAUCACCAGAUUUAGGUAGGCGUUAUAACAUAGUAGUGGAAUUGUUACAGUCUUACAGACUAUAGUAUUAUGCUAUAUGCUCAAAAUCUUAGAGGCUAAAAAAAAACUUUCAUACACUGUUAAGAACGUGGGAGUUAGCCCAUAUAUCUUCAAAUAAUUUUUGAAAAUAAUUUUAGAGUCUUACAUAUUAUGUUAUUUCUUAAGAACGUGGGAGUUAUGCCCAUAUCUUCUAGAAAGUAUUUGAAAAUUUUAAUUUGAAAAAUAAGAAGUUUGAAAUCUAUACACAAAGGGAACCAACUUUCAUACACUGUUAUUAGGCUACCACCACUUUGCAAAUAAAUGAAUAUCUUCAUUUAGGUAUAGUUAUUUUUGUUUUAAAGCCACAUCCAAUGGUGAGAACAAAAAAGACAAAAAAACAAGGGGAAAACAAAGUAAUAUAACUGUUCUGAAAAAAAAAAACUUAAUUUUGCAAUAAAACAUAUUUAUCAUAGAUCUUUCCUCCCCAAAAUCACAAAACCAUUCACAUCUUCAAAAGUUAUUGUUUCAUUGAUUCGUUUGUAAAUUGCAACUGCAACCGUAGUAGAAACAUUAAUUAGGGUUUUUAAACCUCGAUCGUCCAUCGAUUCUUUUCGCAUUUUUACCAGGUCAAUGUAAUUAGCCUGAAAGAUGGGUAAGAUAACGCUUGGAUCUCACACGGUAAAGAGCCAUGGAUGGAAAGUGGCUCGAGAGCAUCUAAUUGACUGGAUCAUCCUCGUCCUCCUCGGUAUUGUCAUCAUUGUUCUCAACAUUAUGGAGCCUUUUCAUCGCUACAUCGGGCCAGACAUGUUGACCGAUCUAACUUUCCCAUUGUAUCAAGACACCAUCCCUAUUUGGGCUGUCCCGAUUAUUUGUAUAUUGGUUCCGAUAUGCAUCUUCACAGUGUACUAUUACUUUGGAAGAGAUGUUUAUGAUCUUCAUCACGCCAUUCUCGGUAUUGGAUUCUCAUGUCUUGUGACUGGAGUCACCACUGAUUCCAUCAAAAAUGCGGUCGGUAGGCCACGACCUAACUUCUUCCACCGAUGUUUUCCCGAUGGUAAAGCGAAAUUUGAUUCGGUUACUAAGGAUGUUGUGUGCCAUGGACUUAAAAAAAUCAUCAAAGAAGGUUACAAGAGUUUUCCUAGCGGUCACACUUCCUGGUCCUUCGCCGGUUUAACUUUCCUUGCAUGGUACUUAUCGGGGAAGAUCAAAGUCUUUGACAGAAGAGGACACGUGGCAAAGCUAUGCCUUGUGUUCUUACCAAUACUCGUCGCAGUUCUCAUCGGAAUAACACGCGUCGACGACUAUUGGCACCAUUGGACCGACGUCUUCGCCGGUGCGAUCAUCGGAAUAUUUUUCUCAUCUUUAUCUUACCUCCACUUUUUCCCUUACCCAUACGACGACAAUGGAUGGGCACCACAUGCGUAUUUUAGAAUGUUGGCCGAGAGUAGUCGUCGUGACACAACGAUGACUCGGAGCGGUUCACGAGAGAUGUUGGAAAACGACGUUGAGCUUGGCUCUACCUCCAUGCCGCACCAUCGUAAUCGAGGAAGCACUGAUUCUGAAUGAUAAUAUUCCUGUGCACAUUUUAAUUUAUUUAUGUGUGUAAUUUAUAACUACAUGAUUAUAUAUGUGUAUGUCUGACUUACUGGUAAUUUGUUACUACAGCUAAAAUGUUACUUUGCCUAAAAUGUACAUUUCAAUAAGUAGCAUAUAACUGUUGUUAACCGUGUUCUCAAAGAUGUUAGUCUGGUUAGCAUUGGUUUAGUUUGGUUUUAAUUUUCUCUUGGGGUUCUGAUUUCAACGUUGGAUCCGUAUAAAUUAAGCAAAGUGUUUCUUCCUUCAAAAUAUUUGUAAUUUUAACCGAUUUAUAUUUUUUUUUUGUCAAACAGAGGUUCUGUGUACUCAAGUUUAGCUUCCAAAACGAAGUUUUUUUUUUUCUUUUGAUAAUCCAGGAUAUCUGGCGGGCCAAGUUCCAACCGACUAAUCUCAUAGGAGCUUGUUUACCGGCAUCAGACAUAUCUAGAUGCUCGCAAUGAAAAAUAAAUAUUCAUGUCGGCUAGCCACACAAACACGUAAAUCUAAGUUUGGUAGUUUCAAACUCAGGAUUUUUAACACAAUUUCAAGUCCGCCGUACCAUUUGACAAAUGACAAAGGUUAUGUGGUUAACAAAGUUGAAAUACAUGAAAACAAACAAAGAUAACUAUUUAACGUGACGUUAGUUUUAAACUGUCUCUAUUGUGCUACUUUUUUCUUUACGGCAUCUCUCUAUUGUUCUACAAUUAGUGCUCCAUCUUCGGAUAAAUGAAUCUUAAUGAAGUGUCAUAUUGGGAAUCGAACGUGAAACGUCCGAUUGAAGUUAACCGGACACGGUCACCGAAAGUUAUCCACAUGGGUUUGGUUUUUCAUUUUCCCAUAAGGUCUAGAUUCAUCCAUCUUCUUCGGAGACUAUCCAUGUCAUCUGAACAAUAUUUUCAUCUUUUGAUAACCAGUGAACAAAGCAAAACUACAUUUGUUAUAUGACUUAUAACAUGCAUGCAUAUGAAUCAUUUCAUAUUCAUUUUCAACAGAAGAUGGAGUAUUACUUACAUGGAAGUUUUUUACAACUUUCCGCAAACAAAUUGCAGCUAGCUGUAAUGUUGGAAAUUGUAAAGGAUUUAAAGUUAACCAUGUUAAAUGACAGAAAUAAUCAUAUUUUAUCAAACAUUCUACACCAAGUAAAAUAAUACUACACAGUUUUCUAAAACAUACAAAUCUCGACAUUAUAUUAUUAUGAUAAAUGUGUAUUAACAAAGAAGUUUAGCUCAAAUCUAUACAUUGUUUGAUCUACAUUAUUUUGUAAUAAAAUUUCUUAUGAAACGUUAAGAUAUAAAUUCAGUUUUACUUCUUUUCCAGAUUAGCAAGAUAUAUUCAAUUUUACUUCUUUUACCGAUUAAAAAAAGAGCAAGUCUUGGAUAUAAUCCAAUGAAACAUUAACAUUUGGAAGAAAAAACUACGACUUUUUGCAAAAUUGACCUACAACUUAAAGUCAAACACAAAACUAACAUCUUUUUUUUUUGAAAAUUGGUUUUGCCCUAUU